GCAAAUUAUGAAAUAUCUCAAAUCUGGACCGAUUUACGUGCCUGAUGAGUAUGAAGCACUAAUUCGAACAGCAAAAGAAAGUGGUUCCCCUUAUAGAGUUCACCAGCUUACCUUUGAAAAUUUCUAUGAUUUAAAAGCGUUACAAGAACAGUGGCAAAAAAACUUUACGACAGAUACUGAAAAAAAGUUAGCUGCAAUGACAUUAAAAUACUUGUCUUAGUUCAAGCUUAUUCUCAUAAGUUUCAAUUGAGUGACUUAAAAAACAGCACUUACAGGAACUAGCUGAUAAGGGAACAAUUGAAAAAAUAUUACGACUGUUUA
Messenger RNA from Acanthoscelides obtectus, 321 nucleotides. Lineage: Eukaryota; Metazoa; Arthropoda; Insecta; Coleoptera; Chrysomelidae. The record is from the annotation of a GenBank genome assembly.